Messenger RNA from Gongylonema pulchrum, 543 nucleotides. NCBI's taxonomy places the organism in Eukaryota, Metazoa, Nematoda, Chromadorea, Rhabditida, Gongylonematidae. The record is from the annotation of a GenBank genome assembly.
AUGUCAUACGACCUGCACGGCCCUUGGGAGGGUAACGUCGAUCUGCAUGGGAAGCUGCAUUCAACAAAAGGAGAAGUUGUCGGCGCUGGCAUCUACAACACUGAAUUCGCGGCCAAAUAUUGGGCAGAGAAAGGUAUGCCGAAGGAAAAAAUUAUAAUAGGAAUCCCGACAUACGGCCAAGGAUGGACACUGAAAGACCCUUCAAAAACAGCAAUUGGAUCAGAAGGAAGUGGAAAAAGUGCACCGUCGACGACGAAUCCGGACGAUGGUGGCAAAGAAACAGUAGACAAGGAAGGCGUUGGUGCCUACAUGGUGAAAGGAAACCAAUGGUAUGGAUACGACACUCCAGAAACCGUCAAAAUGAAGAUGGAUUGGCUGAAGCAAAAUGGUUAUGGAGGUGCUUUCAUCUGGUGCUUGGAUUUCGAUGACUUCAAAGGGGAAACGUGUGGCAAGGGUCCGUAUCCGAUAAUGAAAGCUAUCAAUGACGGACUCUCAGGAAGCGCACCGCUCUCUUCCGCUGUGAGUGUCGUUUUGCAUUUAUAA